This is a messenger RNA of Serinus canaria (Common canary), 702 nucleotides long. RefSeq names its product granzyme A-like. The record is from RefSeq and is a predicted model, not a curated record. Gene Ontology annotation, biological process: proteolysis. Gene Ontology annotation, molecular function: serine-type endopeptidase activity. Lineage: Eukaryota; Metazoa; Chordata; Aves; Passeriformes; Fringillidae.
AUGACCUCUCUGACAAUCUGCAAAAUCCCCGAUGGCACAGGUGGCUGCAUGGACAUUGUUGGAGGACAUGAAGUGCAUCCUCAUUCCUUGCCUUAUAUGGCUGCUAUCUGGGACAAGAAUUUAGGUGUUUUUUGUGGAGGAAUUCUAGCAGUUGUUCUUGGAGCUCAUUGGACAUCCAUUCCUGAAGAAGAACAGCAGAUAUUUGGGAUUAUGGAAACCUUUCCUCAUUGUCAGUUUGACCACCCUUCCUUUGAUAAUGACAUAGUGCUCCUCAAGCUGAAUGAUACUGUCAAGCUGAAUAAAUAUGUGCAACUUUUGCCUCUGCCUGACUUUUCUGAAGAUGUUGAACCUAGCACAUUCUGCCAGAUGGCUGGCUGGGGAGACACAUCGCCAGGAAAGCCAUUGAAAUAUCUGGAAGAAACUCUUAAAAUUGUCAGUAGAAAAAGCUCUGACAAACAUUAUGCCAGUGACCCAAAAAUAACCAACAACAUGUUGUGUGCUACAGGGAAAAAUAAAUUAUAUCUGAGUGAUACUUGUGAGGGAGAUUCAGGCGGGCCAUUAAUCUGUGCUGGUCAGUACCGUGGGAUUGUUUCUUUUGUGGAAGCAUGUGAAAAUACAAGCAUACCUGGAGUUUAUAUGCGUCUGUCUGAAGAAUAUACUGACUGGAUAAAAAGAACGACUUCCAGUUAUACAGAUCCAUGA